Mercenaria mercenaria is the source of this 2720-nucleotide messenger RNA. RefSeq names its product CD2-associated protein-like. The record is from RefSeq and is a predicted model, not a curated record. Lineage: Eukaryota; Metazoa; Mollusca; Bivalvia; Venerida; Veneridae. Gene Ontology annotation, molecular function: protein binding. The transcript has 6 exons. The annotation marks the transcript as partial.
AUCUUGUGAAGGUGUAGAAUUCAUCCCACAUAUUGCCAGAGGAUAUUUUAAGAAACAGGACCAGGACAAGAUUCAAACAUCUUUGGAGAAGGUAAAGAAUGAUUUGCAAACUCUGAAGUCCAAAACGCAAAACGAGUUAAAGGAGUUGAAUAAGCAACGUAGUGAUAUACUUGAUGAUAUUCAGGAUUUUAAGAAACGUAUCAUCAAAAGGGUUGAAGAGUUAGAGGAGAAGUCGGUUAAUGAAAUACAGAACAAGCAUAAAGAGCUAGUUGACGAUAUAAAUGCUUCUUGCAUAACAAUCGAUAAAAAGCUGAAAGAUGUUGAAAGUCAACUUGACAAACUCAAAUGUUCAAAAAGCGUCAAUGAAGCUCAGACAUUUGUAGACAUAAAACAUGGCGAAAAGAUGAUUUCAUAUGGAAAUGAUAGCGUCAAUAUGAUUACUGCCAGAGGGAUUGCAACGAUAGCAUUUGAGGUGAACAAAGCUAUUGAGAAUUACGUACACGUGACACAAUCACUAGGAAAACUGACAGUUAAGACCCCGACAGCGGCUACAGAGGUGGAAGUAGAAUAUAGCUAUGAAGCAGAGCAGUCAGAUGAGUUAACGUUAAAGGUUGGUGAUAUCAUCAAGAAUGUGACAAUAUGUGAAGGAGGUUGGUGGGAGGGAGAACUCGAUGGCAAGAGAGGAACGUUCCCUGAUAACUUUGUUAAGAUAAUCAACGCUGAAGACAAAAAUGGAAGGGAAGGUAAAAGGCAAGUAUGUCCAGGCUGCAACGAAAAGGAAACUUGGCAAACAAAAUACCUGUCAGAUGGACCACCAGUGCUUAGAAAGAAAAAGGUGGAAGUAGAAUAUAGCUAUGAAGCAGAGCAGUCAGAUGAGUUAACGUUAAAGGUUGGUGAUAUCAUCAAGAAUGUGACAAUAUGUGAAGGAGGUUGGUGGGAGGGAGAACUCGAUGGCAAGAGAGGAACGUUCCCUGAUAACUUUGUUAAGAUAAUCAACGCUGAAGACAAAAAUGGAAGGGAAGGUAAAAGGCAAGUAUGUCCAGGCUGCAACGAAAAGGAAACUUGGCAAACAAAAUACCUGUCAGAUGGACCACCAGUGCUUAGAAAGAAAAAAACAAGUUUAAUUGAGAAAGCAAUAGUUGUUUUCUCUUAUGAGGCUGAGCAUGAGGAUGAACUUACUCUGAAAGUUGGAGACAUAGUUUAUAUUCUUGAUAAGAAGCUAGAAGAUGCCGGAUGGUGUAAAGGGGAGCUGAAUGGCAAGAUAGGCGUUUUUCCAGAGAAUUUUGUAAAAAUUUCGUAAAAGAAGAGAAUUUAACUAUGUUAUACUUCAUAUUUCUAAUUUUAUGAUUAGUCAAAAACAUGUUUAUUUGGCGGAUUUUUUAUUCUUAUUUGAGACGCUUACAAUUGUGAAGAUCCUCUUUUUAUCCUGUAUUUGUAUAAAAAUGUGUCACACCAAAUAUGCCAACUUGUAUUAAUCAUAUUAUAAUUUCUUUUUUAUAUGUCCGUUUUGAAAUCCAGGACUUGUUGUGGAAAGCCAAUAUCAGUCCGUCUGUCAACAUGCUCAAGUAUUAGGGCUAUAGCUUUCAAAAUGGAUAAAUUAGCACUAAUUGACAAGGAUCCCUAUUUUAUUUUUGGUCAGUAGACAAAGAUCAAGCUCAAAAUGAUCCAAAGACCACUGAACUGGUCUCAAGACUAAUAAAAUGAAAACCAUCUGACUUUAAGUAAUAUGUUUCUGUACUGAUAUUGGACAAUUUUGGCUCAGUGACGCAAAGGUCGAAGGUCACAGGGACUUGAUUAAAUUUUAAGUAUUUUAUUUCGUUUCUGGACACUCGGUCACAAUAGCUAAAGCUUUAAAACUUAACCGGAUGACUAAGAAUAACUUGAAAAGAACACGGAAGAAUAUCCAACAGGGAAAGCCACGUUCAAAAAACGCAGCCUCCCCAAAGACACACAAGAACAACUCUCGCACACCAUACACAAAAAUGAACGCAAAAGGACGAAACAAACAAAUACAGGAACACAGUGGGGCACCGCCUUGGAACGGUCAGUGGCAAAACCACCACUGGGGAGUUUAAACCGGUUUAUGGUGCACCUAACCUCACUCUUACCCCCACCAUGUUCCAACGUCACAAGACAGUGUAAAUAAAAAUAAUCCCCGCCAGGUGAAACCCUAACAUACGUAAAGGCAACAGAAGGUAUGUAAUGUAAAACACAAAGAUGCACUUGUAGAUAUAAUAUAAAAAUGCAAUCCUUAAGAACCUAAAACGCAUGUACUCAAUGCCUUUGCAGAAGACAGAGCAACAAGGGAAACACCCUUAAGGGCCCGACGGAACAGGCCAGAAGACAGAAAUCAAAAUAGCUCAGUCCUGGUGGGAUUUAAGAACUACCAAUCAUAGAGUCCUCCACCUGAUCCGUCAGACACAAUCAAAGAGAAAAGCGUAGCGUCCAACUGUAAAUGGGUUGAACACCAAACAUGCGGUGUGUCUCAAAACCUUGGGUCAUAACCUCUUUUCAUAAAACGUUUAAUUACUUUACUAAAUACAAUUGGAAAAUUGCCAUGACCCAAAAUCUUACGAAGUUUGUAAACCACAUCCCCAUAAAAAGCGGGUUUUGAUAUACCUUCCCGCAGAAGUGAUUUUAAAUUGCUAUUGUAUUUUAAAACCAAAUCUGAAUUACGAUAGUAAAAUUUAGAAAAGUAUUUACGUAAUUUAUAAUAACGG